AUGGCCCUCUUGAAAACCCUAAAGCCUCUGCUUUCUUCAUCAGCCAUAGCCCUGUUGGUCAUUCUGGCAAUGACGAACAAGGCCUACUCUCAGAGCAAUUCAACUUCCUUCACGUACGACUUCUACGGCGACCAACCCACAACCCUAACCUACCAAGGCGACGCCUUCUUCCCAUCGGACUCGACCUUCCUCCGUCUGACAAAGACCGAGUCGGGCGUCUCAGCAAAGAGCAGCGUCGGCCGAGUCCUCCACUCGGCCCCAAUACUGUUCCGCGCAGAAGGGGCAUUAGCGUCAUUUGAAACCAGCAUAGAAUAUAUCAUCAGCUCUUGGACCAGCACCAGUACACCUGCCGACGGGCUAGUAUUCUUCGUCGCGCCCGUCGGCUCCACCAUCCCUGCGGGAAGCGAAGGGGGCCGCUUGGGCGUGUACGAUCAAUCGGGAUUGGCUCCCAACGUGUUCGCCAUCGAAUUCGACGUGUUCGUGAACGAGUGGGACCCGAGCUUCCCCCACAUUGGGAUCAACAUCGGGUCGUUGACUUCCAGCAAUGUUACGAGGUUAGAGGGCACCAUCGGGCAGCGUGUGAAUGCCCGCAUAAACUUCGAGGCAGCAACUAAAGUGAUCAGUGUGUACGCCACGUCAGCAGCGGGCAAUUUCGAGGUCAGCUUGAGCUACGACUUGAGCGCUUUGUUGCCCGAGCAAGUUCAAGUCGGGCUCUCAGCCGCAAGCGGGAUGGAUUUGAACAAUGCUGCCGUCCACGACGUCGUCUCAUGGUAUUUCACCUCCACCCUCGUCAGUCUUCUUGCCAGCGAGGACAAUGGCGCCAAAAUAGCCCAAGUUUAA
This is a messenger RNA of Salvia splendens (bonfire salvia), 840 nucleotides long. RefSeq names its product mannose/glucose-specific lectin. NCBI's taxonomy places the organism in Eukaryota, Viridiplantae, Streptophyta, Magnoliopsida, Lamiales, Lamiaceae. The transcript has a single exon. Gene Ontology annotation, molecular function: carbohydrate binding. The coding region runs from base 1 to 840 and encodes 279 amino acids. The record is from RefSeq and is a predicted model, not a curated record.